Messenger RNA from Closterium sp. NIES-65, 1398 nucleotides. The record is from the annotation of a GenBank genome assembly. NCBI's taxonomy places the organism in Eukaryota, Viridiplantae, Streptophyta, Zygnematophyceae, Desmidiales, Closteriaceae.
AUGCGACGCGAGAGUCCGAAUUUCUCUGAGACGCGUCAGCAUGACGAGGUGUCAUUUGAGAGAGCAGCGGCAGUGCGCUGGGGGGCGUGGGGCGUGGGGCGGCAGCAGCGGCGGUCACUGCUGUGGCAGUGGUUCCGCGAUGCUCCUGAUGGACUCGUCUCGUCCUCCGUUGACCUACUCACUCGGGUCAACGCAGUCAACGAUCUCAAUGCAGCGAACCGAGUCGCUCCAGUCAACGACUCGUUGGCAGCCGUGCAAUGCGGCUCGAUAGCUGCAGGAUCGGGUUCGAACUCGGCCUGUUGCCUUGCAACCAGGGCCGAGCAACGGACGGCCACUCAAACAGAGAUGCAGGUGGGGAAGGUGCAAGCGGGGGAGGGGGAGAUGGGGAACGUGCAAGUGGGGGAGGUGUUGGGGCGGCCAGUGGAGGACAUUCGGCGGGAGUGGCUUCUGCUGAGGAAAGAGAUAGGCAGGGGGCAGUACGGCGUGAUUCGGAGAUGCGUGCACCGCAGCACCGGGGAACACGCUGCGUGCAAGAGCAUCCGAAAGUCCGCCAUUCAGAGUGCUGCUGAUGUGGAGGCAGUGCGGAAUGAGGUGGCAUUCAUGGAGGAACUCGAGGGCCAUCCCAAUAUCAUUCAGAUCAAGCAGGCUGCCGAGACGAACAAGCACGUGCACGUGGUGAUGGAACUCUGUGAGGGGGGAGACCUGUUUGACCACAUUGACUCGCAAGGAAGGCUCUCGGAACCUUCUGCAGCGCGCAUCUUCCGAUCGCUCAUGCUGGCCUUGCAGCACUGCCACUCGCACGCCAUCGUGCACCGCGACAUCAAACCCGAAAACGUUCUUGUAUCGGACACCACGGCUUAUAUCGAGGAUGUCCCAGGAGCUCUGUUCACCAUGUGCCCGGAAUCGCCUGAAAGCGUAAAAUUGAUUGAUUUUGGAGUUGCUGCCAGAAUGGUUCCCGGUGUUCCUCUUUCUGAGGAGGUGGGGACCGCGGAAUACAUGGCCCCCGAGGUGUUUUCAGGGGCGUACGGCCGGGAGUGCGAUGUGUGGAGCGCCGGUGUCACGCUCUUCAUUAUGCUCUGCGGCCAGACUCCUUACCUACGUGAUAGACCUGUCAACUCUAGCAGCAGCAGCAGCAGAAAGGGCAGCAGGGGCAGCAGCAGUGGGGAGGAGGGAGCGGAAGCUGAAGAGGGUGUGUGGCGGAGGGUGGUGGAGGCGAAGAGGAGGGGGUUCAGCCACAGCCGGAGGUGGCAGGAGCUGUCGUCACCAGCCAAGCAUCUCAUCAUUCACAUGCUCUCUGCUGAACCCACCACCCGAAUCACCGUGGACGACAUUCUUGAGCAUGAAUGGGUUGUGGCCUCAGAGGGGAGAGGAAGGACAUGGUUGGAACUGGCUCACUAA